AAGAAUGAUUCAUCCCCGAAAUAGAAAAUAACUAGUUGCAAAGGCACAUGGCCAGUAGUCACCAACUUCAUUGAGAGGAAACAAGGACCAGUUCAUUUGUUUUCCAUCUAUAAAUAGACCUUUCUGCCAUGCAGGAUUUUCAUCCCUCUCCCAAGUAGUAGCAUACAGCUCCACAAGGUAGGAUAGAUUUCCUGCAAUCGGAAUUGUAAUGAAAGGAGUUCCACUUUUCCUUGUAGCUUCUGCCUUCUUGGCCUUCGCUUGGUCAUUAGCCUCAGCUUCUGACCCUAGCCCUCUCCAAGACUUCUGUGUAGCCAUCAAUGACACCAAGGAUGGCGUGUUCGUAAAUGGGAAGUUCUGCCAGGACCCAAAGCUUGCCAAGGCAGAAGACUUCUUCUAUUCAGGGCUCAAUAUCCCCAGAAACACAUCAAAUCCAUUGGGAUCAACUGUGACUCAGGUCAAUGUUGCACAAAUACUAGGCCUUAACACUCUUGGCAUAUCUCUGGCUCGAAUUGACUAUGCUCCGUACGGAGGCCUAAACCCCCCUCACACUCAUCCUCGUGCCUCUGAGAUCCUAGUAGUUUUAGAGGGCACACUUUAUGUUGGCUUUGUUACAUCCAACCCAGAGAAUCGUCUCAUCACCAAAGUCUUGUACCCUGGAGAUGUGUUUGUUUUCCCAGUUGGUCUCAUCCACUUCCAGCUCAAUAUAGGGAAAACUAAUGCAGUUGCCUUUGCUGGUCUCAGCAGCCAAAAUCCAGGAGUUAUCACUAUUGCAAAUGCAGUGUUUGGCUCAAAGCCUCCCAUCAAUCCUGAUGUUCUCACCAAGGCCUUCCAGCUGGACAAGAAUAUUGUUACCUCUCUUCAGUCCCGGUUCUGGUGGGACAACAAUUAAUUUGAAUAAUGUGUCAUGAAUCCAUAAGAUAUGGUAGUUUUUUAUUUCGAAUAAUGUGUCAUCCAUCUUCCUUGCUGUUGUCAUAAACCUAAUAAUAAUGGAUCAAGUGAUUACAUUUGUACCUCUC
Molecule: messenger RNA, 1016 nt
Organism: Theobroma cacao (cacao)
Lineage: Eukaryota; Viridiplantae; Streptophyta; Magnoliopsida; Malvales; Malvaceae
Product: germin-like protein subfamily 1 member 13
Molecular function (GO): manganese ion binding
Source: RefSeq, a predicted model, not a curated record